CGGUCCCGCGCGGUCGUGCGUGUGGUAUAAAUCACUAAGAGUAUUCCGUAAAAUGACUUGAAGUGUUAUCGAAAUUUGUACAGUGAUGUGACGUGAUUUUUCCGUGUUUUGUGACAUAAUGGAGUUGUCGUGAGUUCGUGACGUUUGGGAGGAAAUGUUAAAAAACUUUUAAAGUUGACUCUUGGACUAUUAUUGAAAUUUAAUUGGAGAAAACGUUACAGCUGACUGCUGAGAAAAUUAUACUGACGAAAGAGGGGCAGCUAAGAUAUCGAGCAACUCACAGAAGCAUUCGAAGCGAUCGGAAGUUCCACUAACUACCGGCGCUAAUGAAGCAAUCUGCCGCUCGGAGAUUGAAGUAGGAGGCCCUCGAAACGCCUCCGAACACAAUAAAACAGGAGAAAAGGAAUUCCGACCUUACCGCCCCAAACAAAAAGAACAAAAUCACUCGACGCCGAAUCCAAUGGCUCCGCUCGGAGUUGGAGAAAUCCAAGCGAUAUGUCAAUUAAUGCCUCUUUUAGAUUGUAAUGAACGGCGCCGCUGCAAACUUCAUGACGAGGUCGUUUAUCAGACUUGAUUCGCUCCACGAUCAGUGACAGAUCCGCCACCCGAUGAAUGGUCACCGCCGCGUAGCCCACACCCAAGCGAGGGACGCGUAUGGCGGCUCCAAAUAACUCCCACUGUCCACGAACUAGCUUUGUUACUUUACCUUCGUGCCUUCUUAUACUUAUAUCUUUAGUGCAAGCAGAAGCAGUUUCGAUCGACCCCGACUUCUCCGAUUACGUUUCCAACCCGAACUCAACCAACUGGACACUGUACGAAACGAAUUCCACCAGAAAUCUGCACAUAAAGCACUUGAAGUACUCGACACUAGCAACGGUUCUCCUGGCUACGGUGUUCCUGAUAGUUAUUAUUGGAACCAUAGUCGGUAAUGUGCUAGUGUGCGUCGCGGUGUGCCUGGUACGGAAGUUGAGGAGGCCUAGCAACUACUUGGUGGUGUCGUUGGCUGUCAGCGAUCUCUGCGUCGCGGUGAUAGUCAUGCCCGUCGCCAUGGUGUACGAUUUGCUGGGCACGUGGCCCUUUGGACCGGUGGUUUGCGACUUCUGGGUCUCCAGCGACGUGCUAUCCUGCGCAGCCAGUAUCCUCAACUUGUGCAUGAUAUCGGUGGACCGGUACUACGCUAUCACCAAGCCUUUGGAGUACGGAGUGAAGAGGACGCCGAAACGGAUGCUGUUCUGUGUAUUUAUCGUGUGGAUCGGGGCAGCGUUUAUAUCGCUGCCACCGGUGCUGAUAUUGGGCAAUGAAAAGACGGAAACUUCGUGUUCUGUAUCGCAGAACCAGGGGUAUCAGAUAUACGCAACCUUCGGCUCGUUUUAUCUCCCGCUCACAGUGAUGGUUGUGGUUUACUACAAAAUAUUCAGUGCUGCCAGAAAAAUAGUUCAGGACGAGAAAAGAGCUCAGUCUCAUCUGGAGACUCACUGCUACUUGGAAAUAAACGUUAAGAAUGGAGGAGCAGCUGAAGCGAAGCUGUUGGAUACGCAGCCUGCUAGACCUACUAGAGGCUCUACGGCCAGCACGAACACAGUUUGUAGCGUAGACAAAGCGGAGAGCUCGAUAGGACGGUGCUUCAGUGGCCAGAGAAAAUCUAAUGAAUCCCAGUGCCCGAUGCUAUCACAAAGAACGCCAACUAAACCGAUACACACCAUCAAUAGAGGUCCAUCCAACCCUAACCCAGAAGCGAAACCGCUAAAGGAGCGCAGACGACUUUCAUCCGAGAAUAGCAAUAAAUUAUCCACAAGUACUAGAAUAAGGUCGUCACUUUCACAUUUCGCUCAAAAAAGUCACUUUGCCAAGGACUUGCUGCAGCCCACUCAGUCGCAUCAGAAAAAGUUGAGAUUCCAACUCGCGAAAGAGAGGAAAGCGUCGACGACGCUAGGAAUAAUCAUGUCAGCAUUCGUGAUCUGCUGGCUUCCAUUCUUCGUGCUAGCUGUGGUGCGACCUUUCGUAGCUGAAGAUGCUAUCCCAGACGCAGUCAGCGCGCUAUUCCUCUGGCUCGGCUACAUAAACAGCUUGCUGAAUCCGAUAAUAUACGCGACGCUGAACCGGGAUUUCAGAAAGCCCUUCAAAGAGAUCCUCUUCUUCCGAUGUUCGAAUCUGAAUCACAUGAUGAGGGAGGAGUUCUAUCACAGCCAAUACGGCGACCCCGAGCAGCACUACUGCGGGAACCACUCGCCGAAGAUUUUGAACUACGAGGAGGGAAUAGAGAUAGUUUCGGCCAUGGACAGGGAGGAAACGCGGGCAUCGGAGAGCUUCCUAUGAUUGUCAAUGCCCGGGGUCAGUGGCCUGGAUACUGUGAUUUAAUUAAGACUAAAUCAAUAUUUAAUUAUAAAUUUAACGUUACCAAUCGAACUAGUCGUGAAGAUGUAUUGGACGAUGUAAAUAUUAAAGAUAAGAACGAAGAUUCGGACGAGACCAAAGAGUCUAUUUAUUGUAAUGAAUUUAUAGUAGUUUGUUGUGAAUUUUAUUCUAUAGAAUAUUUACUAACGUAAAUAGAAGUAUUUCAUAUAUGUGAUAGUAGAUUUAGAAUAAUUUAAUCUUUAACCACUUGGAAUAUGUCUUCAAAUGUUCAUGUAAAUAUGAUUAGAUAUUGUUUUCAUUGAUCGAGCAUCUAUCAACAAUAAAGUUGAGAAGGUAUGUAAAGAAUUAAGAAAUAAUAAACCAAGAAAAAAUAAUAGUGACCCGAAAAAAGAUGAUUGAAAACACAUUUAACUUCUUCUGUUUUUCCAGAAUAAUUUUAACCAUCCGUAAGACAUACUGCCAAGCAAGAGCAAGGUACAUAAGUGGUCAGAAAUAAUUUAUAUAUUUAUUGAGUGUGCAAUACAAUGUAACUUUGUAAAUUUUAUUUUGACCCAUAUGAACUUUUAUUAUGAUUUCAUAAUAUCUCUUUUUUCGAACUAUUUGGUAUUUUGAAAAUGUUACUAAAAUAAAUGGAUCAUAUAGGUCAAAAUAAAAUAAAUUAAUUUUAAUAAAACUUA
This is a messenger RNA of Aricia agestis (brown argus), 3032 nucleotides long. RefSeq names its product 5-hydroxytryptamine receptor 1-like. Gene Ontology annotation, biological process: adenylate cyclase-activating adrenergic receptor signaling pathway. The coding region runs from base 655 to 2316 and encodes 553 amino acids. Gene Ontology annotation, cellular component: membrane. NCBI's taxonomy places the organism in Eukaryota, Metazoa, Arthropoda, Insecta, Lepidoptera, Lycaenidae. Gene Ontology annotation, molecular function: G protein-coupled amine receptor activity. The record is from RefSeq and is a predicted model, not a curated record. The transcript is spliced from 6 exons.